AUCCUGCCCAAUUGUUUCAUUCUAAUCAAUCUUUAUUCCCCCACUCCAGCACCACUAUAUUCAUUUUAAUAAAUAGCAUAUCAGAACAGUUCACGGUACUAUAACUGUGGUAAACAAAAAAGGAAAAGUCUCUGUUUCUCAAAGAGUACCUCGACUUUUCGGUCGCGACGAGGGUAAAUGAGCACACAAACAGGGGAUGAGAUAUGAAUCGUUGCUCCAAUUGGGUACUUACUACGUCAAUCAGAGGAUAGGGGCGGAAGUACGGCUCCUGCAAACGGAUUGAACAGUGGCUAAACGGAUUGGAAGUAAAACUGGAGUCAGCAACUCAGGGAUUAGGAGCUUUGCCAAUAGUGGUGUGGGUUGGGGUUCUGUACUGUGCGCUAUUGUUUUCCGUACUGCAUUGAUUUCUACUUGGAGCAUAGGCUGUGCUAAAAAGAUAAACCGAACCAAUUGCAAAAAUGCUAUCCUUCCGUGAGCGUUUUGAAAAGUUCCUGGAAGAGAAGAACUUCUUCACCAAUAUUCUAGAGAAGAUUGAGAGGAAGACAGGUGUGCGUAAAUACUAUCUGGCCACAGGUUCAGUAUCCUUCCUUGGCCUAUAUCUCCUGUUUGGAUAUGGAGCAUCUCUGUUAUGUAAUUUGAUUGGUUUUGUGUAUCCAGCUUAUUUUUCAAUCAAAGCUAUUGAAAGUACAAAUAAAGAGGAUGACACAAAGUGGUUGACAUAUUGGGUUGUAUAUGGGAUAUUCAGUGUCGCCGAAUUCUUCUCAGACAUCUUCCUCUAUUGGUUUCCCUUUUAUUAUGCAGGCAAGUGUCUUUUCCUGUUGUGGUGUAUGGCACCGGUCGUAUGGAACGGUUCUCAGAUCAUCUACAAUCGAAUUGUCCGCCCUCUGUUCCUCAGGCAUCAUGCCAAAGUGGAUAGUGUGGUUAAUGACCUCAGUGACAAGGCUCUAAAUGCAGCAGAAUGCAUGACGAGGGAAGCAGUGAAGCUACAUUUGGAAAAAAGCAAAGAUAACUGAGGACUACGUUAUGAACUGACCACCUGUGAGAUGCAGCUAUUCCCACAAGAGGAGAAAUGCUAUAAUUCUGGCAUGAAAGCAACAAUCAGUGUCUGAAAGGGAAAGGUUAUGGUUAAUUUUCCAGAUGUGAUUUCUUAUUGGAAUCUAAACCAACCUACCUUUUCAGAAGCUGACGCUCUUGUUUUCAAGUAUUUUACUUUUCAAAUCCAAUGACUCUUCUGUUCAUUGUACAAUUGUCUUGCAGCAAAACAUUUAUUCUGUAAAAUCUUUUUGAAGGAACAGAGCAGAAUGGUCCUUCCUCUACCUCACCUGCGGUCUGAACUGGGUCUGCAUUUGGCAAUUUACAAUAUAAUCUACAGACUUCAUCUUCAUAAAAUGCAAUAAAUAGGAUCAAAAAGCUGAUUUGUUUAACCCCAAAGAUAUAGUAAAUUUUUGCCCAAUGUUAACAUUCCACAAGUUCAAUCUCAGUACCAACUCAGUAAAAGAACUUGUUUCUGAUUAUCAUUGGUUUUGUUAUAAUUCCAUUUCAAGUGGUACCCUGAUAAAUGUAGAGUUAUACCUAGGAAUAACACUAUUUUACUAGUGCUAGAUAAUGGAGAUUUUUUUAAAUUGGGCAGGUAAUGAAAAGGAUGAAAUGUUUUGGUGUCAAUUUGGUUAACUUUCUUGUAGAUUUGUUGAAAGUGAUUUAAUCAUCUUGUUGUCCACCUAAUAAAUUAAAUCAAAAUAUUGAAUGCAAUUUCAUGUCUUAUGUACAUGUCAAGUCAUUGGAUGGCUAACAGUGAAUCAAUUUGUGUGUAAUUACUCCAUUAAUUGAAGAAUUCUCAGAUGUUCUGCAGCUAAUUUGCACAUGAUCACAUUUAUUAAUGCUGAUAAGUUAAAACUGUCAUAUCCUUUGUUAUGAAUCACAUCUACCUAAAUGAUUCCUACUUUUAAAAUUUGUCAAUAGAUCUGAAAAUGGAUUUUUCAGGGAAAAAUGUUCAUGAUGGGAUUUUAUACACUGGAUGGUUAUGGUCUUUGUACAUUUAUUCUGGUCUUUUAUUGGCCUUUAGGUUUGUGUGAGUGGCUGAUGAACAUUCUUGUUUCCCUCCAUGCUGAAUGUGAAACUGCAUUGAGCCAACUUUCUAUCACAUACUUGAGACUAUGCAAUUCUGUCUCCAUUAUUGUUAAAACCUUAUUUCACAAGGGGAGAUUUUGUUUGGUACUGGUACGAGGGUGGAUGAGGUUGGUGAAGGAGGCCAUCUGUUAGGAGCAGCUCGAAGUUCAGUUACCCAAAAUGUCCUAGCUGAAAGAAACUAACUCUACAAUAAUAUGAUUUAGAAAGGGAGUGUCAGUAUCCGAACAACAAUUCCUCCAUGGUGUUUUACAUAGUGUGAGGUGUAAGGAAUUAAGUAUUUUCAUUUAAUGUAUAAAAUAAACUAAUCAUUUAAUCCAAGGAAAGUUGGAGACUGAACUAUGGUGAGUGGGAAUCUCAGACGGAUAUUUUGCUUAACUUGCAGAUAAUCUGAGACUGAGCUUUUGAGAACUGUUAUUGGGAAAUGUAGAUUUUUUUUUGUUGUUCCCACCAGUUUUCCACUGGGAUGAGAAAUGGAUGCAAAUUAAAUACUAUGACUGCAAGGUGUGUGUACAGGGAAGAGUACCAUUACACUACAUGAUAUCACUGGAACCUGUAACUUGUUUAAAAAAAAUAUUUGGGUCAGGGAUUUCUCCUGUCACGCUAGGUACAUGGAUAUAUAUUUAGGAGAAAAUAAAGCAUUUUUGAUACAGAUGGGGGAAGGGAGAGUUGUUUGACACAACUUUGCAUUUUAGGGCAGUCAAACUUUUAAGUUCCAAGUAUUGAAUCGAUAAAGAAAAAUGUGGGCCUCAAGUAGCAAAAUGUACAAACAUUAAAUUUAAAGUGCAAUUUAUUUCAGUGCUUUCCACCUGCUGCUAACUAUUAUAGAAUCCAAAGAAAUCUGGAGACCCUGAUUUCUGAUGGAGCUUGAAGGCAAUGCUGUGUUGCUCUAUCGAUUAACAGGGUAGAGAUGUUUUAAUAAUUUGUGUUUACUGGAAUAAUGACUGUUAGAUGCACUAUUUGUUAAAGUAAGUUCAAUAAAAAUUGAAGUAUUACAUCUGU
Pristis pectinata (smalltooth sawfish) is the source of this 3126-nucleotide messenger RNA. RefSeq names its product receptor accessory protein 6 (gene reep6). The record is from RefSeq and is a predicted model, not a curated record. Bases 459 to 1013 code for a protein of 184 amino acids. NCBI's taxonomy places the organism in Eukaryota, Metazoa, Chordata, Chondrichthyes, Rhinopristiformes, Pristidae. The transcript is spliced from 5 exons.